This is a messenger RNA of Thunnus maccoyii (southern bluefin tuna), 3037 nucleotides long. Its product is annotated as growth/differentiation factor 8-like. The coding region runs from base 200 to 1282 and encodes 360 amino acids. Gene Ontology annotation, cellular component: extracellular region. The transcript has 3 exons. Gene Ontology annotation, molecular function: growth factor activity; cytokine activity. Lineage: Eukaryota; Metazoa; Chordata; Actinopteri; Scombriformes; Scombridae. The record is from RefSeq and is a predicted model, not a curated record. Gene Ontology annotation, biological process: SMAD protein signal transduction.
AUGAUGAAAUUAUCAGCGCCAAUCAAACUACAAAGUGUUAAAUGAUAAAUGAUAAAAAUCUGAAAAUCUUGCUACCUCUUUAAAUCUCCCUUCUGAUUCAAAAAAGAUCCUCCUGGCAGCCAAUCAUAAAGAGCUGAGGCCAGGGGACAGACUCAUAUUAGUCACAGCGUCACAGCACUGACCUCUUCUUCUCUCCAGGAUGCUGCUCUUGAUCGGCCUGAUCGUCUUCGUCUCUGCGGGCUUCUCCAUGGAGAUGAACCAGACCUCCAAGCUGCUGACGGAGAGCGGAGAGCAGUGCUCGGCCUGCGACUUCCGGGAGCACAGCAAACAGAUGAGGCUCCACAGCAUCAAGUCCCAGAUCCUCAGCAUCCUGCGGCUCGAACAGGCGCCCAACAUCAGCCGGGACAUGAUCCGCCAGCUGCUCCCCAAAGCGCCUCCUCUGACGCAGCUUCUGGACCAGUACGACCCGCGGGUGGAGGACGAGGACCACGCCACGACGGAGACCAUCAUCACCAUGGCCACCAAGCCCAACCCGGUCGCCCAGGAAGCCCCUGGGUCCUCCUUCUGUCUGUUCAGCCUCAGUCCAAAGAUCCAGCCUAAGAACAUCCUGAGCGCUCAGCUGUGGGUUCACCUGCGGCCGGCCGACAUGGUCACCACAGUCUUCUUGCAGAUCUCCCGCCUCAAACCGGGUAAGGAGGGAAACAACACCCGUGUCAGAGUCCGCUCACUGAAGAUCGACACUGACGCCGGCGCCGGCUCCUGGCAGAGCAUCGACAUCAAGUCUCUGCUGCAGGCCUGGCUGAGACAACCGGAGACCAACUACGGGAUCGAGAUCAACGCCUUCGACUCCAGAGGAGAAGAUCUGGCUGUGACCUCAGCAGAGCCUGGAGAGGAAGGACUGCAACCAUUCAUUGAAGUGAAGAUCCUUGACAGUCCGAAGAGAUCCCGCCGUGACUCGGGCCUCAACUGCGACGAGGAAUCUGUGGAAACGCGCUGCUGCCGCUACCCGCUCACCGUCGACUUUGAGGAGUUCGGCUGGGACUGGAUCAUCGCACCCAAACGCUACCGAGCCAACUACUGCUCAGGGGAGUGUGAGUUCAUGCACCUGCAGCAGUACCCUCAUGCACACCUGGUGAACAAGGCCAACCCACGGGGUACCGCAGGGCCCUGCUGCACGCCCACCAAGAUGUCGCCCAUCAACAUGCUAUACUUCAACAGAAAGGAGCAGAUCAUCUACGGAAAGAUCCCGUCCAUGGUGGUCGACCACUGCGGCUGCUCGUGAGGAAAACAUCCUGCAGGACUAUAGGUUUCAUCAUCGCAGCGCUGAUUUCAGCAAAAGUGGUGGAAACAUUCGGAAAUGUCACAAAGAAAAUUCAAACUUAGACACAGUAGUUUGUGGAAAGAAGCCGAUGAACAGUUUUCGCAGGAGAGUAUUUUCAAGGAAAGGGCUCCAAAAGUUUUACACUUUAUGCUUUUAUCCAAAAAAACACCAAUAUGUAACAAAAACACAGUAGAAAUUCUGCACUAAUCUAAACUUUAGAAAUGCUGCUGAAACUGAUGAAUCGGUUGUAGUUUACACUUGACAUGAAACCAUUUUUAAACAGAUUUGGGGGCAGCAGAACAGUCUGUGAGCACAACAUUGACAUAGGCUAAUAUCACCUUUUAAGUUUGUAUCUUGAAUUUAGCAAACAGUUUAUUAUUUACUCAUCCAGCAGACACAGAGCAACAUUCAUUUUGAGCCGUGUUUGUGUCCAUUUGAUGAAUGUUUGUAUUGGGGCAAAAUUAAACCUAAAUCACAAGUCAGGUAGAAGGUUUGACUCAUAUUCCAGUAUUUUGUAAUACUCUUGUUCUGUAAUUAACUCACAAAUCCAACGAAGGGCGGAGAUCUGAUCUGGUUUUGACGGUUUAUUAACAUCUUUAUCCAUUCAGAUAUUCAAUUUACAUCCACAAGGUAAAUCCCACUGAGCUUGUUCGUCCUUGUUUGUGAUGAUGCGAGUUAUACGAUGCGUUAUGCGUUGUUAUGUGUUUCCAUUCAUAAAGUUAGCUAACUCGCUUCCACCAUUUUGUUGGAUAUCUCUCUAUGUGAUAAUAUGCGCAUAACAAAAAACUCAACUCUGAUAUUUAUAGUCUUACGGUUUGUGUCUCUUUUACCGUAGCUCUGUUUUUGGUCUCUACUGGCUCUUUAGCUGCUAAACACUCCACUAUGUUCACCAGCUAUAGUCGCCAACUUUGUAGGUAGUGCACAGUGGGUUUUUAGAGCUUUUUCUAUAAAACAGCUUCCUGCUGCACCUGAAAACGACUCUAUGAAAGCAGUGAAAGUGAACCAAAACAGUAAAGUUGCAGGAAGACCAAAACAAUGUGCUGAAAGAUACUAAAACGUUCUAUAGAGUUGAGUGAAUUGGCAGAGUUCUCCCUGCAGUAGUUUCAUGUGAGGCUAUGUAUGCUUUAAUGAACACAAUCUUGUAAUCCAUGAGCCAGCUGUCUGAUGAAAAAUUCAGCCUUUGAGGGCAAAGGCCAAUAUUUCCAGGCUUCCAGUGUAGCCAGCGGAUGUCUGGGUAGCAGAUAACAGCCAAGACUUCCUCUUCUGUGCACGAUCCAGACAACAUUUCGGCUUAUCUCUACAAACAGAUAUAUGAAUAUCAAUGCAGAACAAUUAAAAAAACACUAAUAAAAGCUGAAUUGUCGUCAGACAAUAGCUGAUGGGUUCCGAGAAUACAUUUCAGCCAAUGUGUUCUGCCACUUUUGCUCUCCACAUGGACUGUUUACCUGCAUGCAACCAAAGCCCACUCAAAUGUGAUUGAUCAAUACUACUCGGACUACAAAUGGACUACAAAUGGACUACAAAUGGAAACCAGAACGCUUCCAGUACCACAAUCUUGUCCUGUUGGCUACAGAUUCUGAAUUCAUAUGCUGAUUUCUGUUUAUAGAGAUUAUAAUGAACACAAAAACACAGAUAUGAAUUUGCCUAAAUUCAUAUAAGUAUACUAUAUAUUUUUAAAAAAUCCAUGUUAUAAAUUAUCUUUAACACAAAUUUUAA